AUGCCAUUAUUCCAUUCUAAAAGGAAACAUUCGUACAUUCAAAACAACGGCGAGCUUUCCACGGCGUCGUUCGGUACUAUUAAAAUUGAAUGUUCGGGUGCUUACAUUGCAAACGACCAUCUUCUUCUGGUGAAUAAAGAACGGACGGAUAUCAGUGCAUCUUCCUCGAGUACCAACUCAUCUCGAAGCUCACUGGAUACAGAAGAAUCCGAAGAGAGUCCAGCAUCAACAAAUGGUACAUCUCAAUCAUUACAAGAGUCCAAUCGUCAUGAAUACAUCCAAGCCAAUGGCUCAGCUACAACGUUAGUACUGAAUGGCAAACAACAACAACAACAAUUACUGCCUGUCCCUAUAGAUACAACCAUAGAUCAAAAUCUUACUAAAAGAAUCACGUUACCACAACAUUCAACGGAAAUCAUACACAUUUCAGUGGACAUUGGUGGUACAUUAACCAAGCUAGUUUAUUUCACUCGCAAUAGCUACAAACAGAGAGGAGGUAAACUCCAUUUCCGAGAUUUCCAAACAGAAAACUUCACUCUGGAAGUACUUGAUUUCAUCAUAGCAUUGGUUAAAAAAUCAUGUAAUCCUACAGAAUCCAAUGGGAACCAGCCUCCAAUUACUCAUAUAAUGGCUACUGGUGGUGGAGCGCAUAAGUUUUAUCAAUUUAUGAAGAGCACAUUUGAAAAACGUAAGCUACCCAUAAAAAUCGUUCCUACGGAUGAAAUGGAGUGUUUGAUCAAAGGUUUAGAUUGGCUAAUCACCAAAAUCCCCAAUGAAAUCUUUACAUAUGACCUUAAAUUGGAUAAGACCAUGUUUGUUGAUGAUGAUGCCAUUACUCAAGACAACAUAUACCCCUAUCUCUUGGUUAAUAUAGGUAGUGGUGUAUCUAUGAUUAAGGUUACUGGACCAGGUAAAUUUGAACGGAUUGGUGGAUCUUCAUUAGGUGGGGGCACAUUAUGGGGGUUACUUUCACUUUUAACUGAUGCCAAAGAUUACAAUGAGAUGCUAGAGAUGGCUUCUAAAGGUAACAACGAAAAUGUUGAUCUUUUGGUGGGGGACAUUUAUGGAACAUCUUAUAAUAAAAUUGGGUUAAAAGCUUCUCAUAUUGCCAGUUCCUUUGCCAAAGUAUUCAAGAAACUCAGGUUUAACACAGAUUAUUCCAAACUUACACCUCAAGAUAAGCUUGCCAUGUUCAAACAACAAGACAUUGCAGUUUCACUUUUAUAUCUGAUUCUGAAUAAUAUUGGACAAAUUUCAUAUCUUCAAGCUCUUAGAUUUGGACUUAAAAGAAUCUAUUUUGGUGGCAGUUAUAUCAGUGGCCAUAUGCAAACCAUACAUACACUUAGCUAUGCUGUUAAUUUCUGGUCCAAUGGAGAUAUGCAAAGUUAUUUUCUUCGUCAUGAAGGUUAUUUAGGGUCUGUGGGAGCAUUUAUGAUGGGACCAGAUACAAAGAGUCUGCCACCCACACGUUCUGGAACGCCAUGA
This is a messenger RNA of Lizanozyma spartinae, 1485 nucleotides long. RefSeq names its product pantothenate kinase (gene PANK4). The coding region runs from base 1 to 1485 and encodes 494 amino acids. Gene Ontology annotation, biological process: coenzyme A biosynthetic process. Lineage: Eukaryota; Fungi; Ascomycota; Pichiomycetes; Serinales; Debaryomycetaceae. Gene Ontology annotation, cellular component: nucleus; cytosol. The transcript has a single exon. The record is from RefSeq and is a predicted model, not a curated record. Gene Ontology annotation, molecular function: ATP binding; pantothenate kinase activity.